This is a messenger RNA of Bacillus rossius redtenbacheri, 3296 nucleotides long. RefSeq lists its product as uncharacterized. The transcript is spliced from 8 exons. Gene Ontology annotation, molecular function: adenosine kinase activity. Lineage: Eukaryota; Metazoa; Arthropoda; Insecta; Phasmatodea; Bacillidae. The record is from RefSeq and is a predicted model, not a curated record. Bases 71 to 2137 code for a protein of 688 amino acids. Gene Ontology annotation, biological process: purine ribonucleoside salvage.
UGAAGAGCGCUUAUUAAAAACAAAAAGUGCUAACUCAGUCAGUGCAUUAUCUCUGUUUUAUGUAUGUGGAAUGGCGUCAGACUGUAAUAACGAUUUAUCUCUGAAUUCUGAUCUUGUGACUCUUCAGAAACAAUUAACUGUUGCCCGGAAUGAAAUAUGUAAUCUUAGGCAGCAGAUGCGGAGCCUGGGGCACGCCCAGCGCAAGGAGCUGGAGAGGAUCCAGGGUGCGCUGGAGACGUGGCGGUGCCCCGGCUGCGCGGGCACGCCUCCCCCCGUGCCGGACGAGCGUGUCGUGCUGCGCUCCAUAGGCACGGUGACGACGGGCUUCCCGGAGAAGAGGGGCACCCCGCGCCAGCCGGGCGUGUGCCUGCACGGCCAGGGCAAGCUCACCCUGCACGGCGACGUGUUCACCAACCCGGAGCACGCCCUCGACGGCCUGGAGGGGUUCUCCCACAUGUGGAUUCUUUUCCACUUCCACAAGAAUGACGCAACACAUUUGCGAGCGAAGGUUUCUCCUCCACGGCUGAACGGGGCACGUACUGGCGUGUUCGGGACACGCUCCCCUAACCGACCCUCGCCCAUUGGACUCUCGCUCGUGGCGAUCGACAGGCUAGAUGGAGCCUCGGUGUACUUCUCGGGGGUGGACAUGGUGGACGGCACCCCGGUGCUGGACAUCAAGCCCUACAUCCCGCAGUACGACAACCCGGAGCAGUUCGAGCCGCCGGCGAGCCCCGUGCCCCGGCCGGCGGCGCCCCCCGAGGAGCGCGAGGCCCCCGACGGGGAGGAGAGCGCGGGGGCGUCCCUGGCCGCCCCCGGCGCCGCCGCCGGGCCGGAGAGGGCCUCCAUGUCUCCUUCAGCACAGGUGCGAGUUCCUUCGUGGGUGACCCAGCCACCGGCGUCGAAGCUGACGGUGACGUUCAGCGAGCGCGCCCAGGCGCAGCUGGAGGAGCUGGGCGGCGCGGGGCAGCUGGCGGCGGCGAUACGCAACGUCCUGCGCGAGGACCCGCGCUCCGUGUACCUGCGCCAGCGCUGGGGCAGCCAGUUCUACACCUUCCUCAUCUGCGACCUGCACGUGGGCUGCAAGUUCGCCGACGCUGAGCGGGCCGUCACGGUGUUCCAGAAUUGUGUCGGCGAGGAGUGCUGCGCCCUGAAAACCAGGUUCCCGAGCCUCGUCAGCGCCGGAGGGUCGGCCCAGAACACCCUGCGCGCGUUCCAGUGGCUGGUGGGCCGGCCGGGGGCCUCGGUCGUCUUCGGGGCCGUGGGGCUCGACGAUGAGGGCCGCACCCUGGAGGCGCUCAUGAGGAGCGCGGGCGUCUGCACCAGGUACGUGUACCACAGUGAGCUACCCACAGGGCGGUGCGUGGCGCUCGUGAAGAAUGAACACCGGGCGCUGGUGGCUCACAUCGGAGCUGCAGCGGUGUACGAUUCCCACCACCUCGACAGCGACAACUUCCACACCCUCGCUCGGUCCAAGAUCGUGUACGUCGAGGGGUUCUUCAUCUCGCACAGCUUCGCGGUGGCCGAAGAGGUCUUCACGUUCUGCAAGUCCAGGGGCAUCCUGACAGCUUUCAACCUCAGCUCUGUGUACAUCUGCAGGAACCACGCGCGAGAGAUCCUGCAGAUGGUGAACCGCGCGGAUGUGGUUUUCGGCAACAGAGCGGCGUACCGGGCUCUCGUAGAGUCUGCGGAGCGAGCACCCCAAGUGCUGGUCUUUUCAGAGUUCAGCGGGCAGGAUGAAGAUGACGACGCGGAAGAAUCAAAACACUUGGGAGUGCAGAGUUCAGUUAAUGGUACUGUAGCGUUCGGCAAGCAGAGAGCAACGCCUGCUUCCGUGUUCGACGAGCUGCGGUCGCUCGGCAAGAUCUGCGUCGCCACGGAUGGCUCACGUCCUGUGAGGUGCAAGACCUCCCGCGGAGAGUGCUUCGAGGUGCAGGUGCCUCCGCUGGACGCGGCGAGCGUCAAGGACACGACGGGCGCGGGGGACGCGUUCGUGGCUGGUUUCCUGGCCGGCGUCGUGGAACACAGACACUUGAAGGCCUGCAUUCGGCUGGGCUGCGGCGUGGCGGCACGCGUCAUCCAGCAGGUCGGGUGCCAGGUGCCGACGUACUCGCCGAGGCAGGUACUGAGCGCAGCGUGACUGUCUGUAACCUGCAGUGUGGAUCUCAAUUGAGUUCAACCACGUCUUGUCUGUUAUCAACUUAUUAAAAUCUUUAAACUUGCCCUAGGCAACGUACUUGAUUGCACCCUAAAAAUCAUGUCAAAUUAAACUUUGUAAAGUCUUAAGAUUAAUUUAUUUUUUAUUAUAAAUUUCCAGUUGUGAUGGUCACAACAAUUUGGUAAUGGAUGGAAAUAAUAUGUAUUUCAAACUUGAAGUAUAAUUUUAGUACUGUACUUCUGAUUUAAAUAAUAUUUUUUCGUGAUUUUGAAGAUAGCAUUUUCUAUAAACAGGAGCAAGUGUUAUGCAUGGUAAUAAACUCUUUAUUAUGAGCACUCAGAAAAUGAAUAUGGAUGCACAUUUGUAUAAAACCACUUAAUUCAGUUGUGGCUCAAUUUUGGCAGUAGAAAAUGGAUUCUCAUUAAUGUGAAUGAGGACAAUACACAACAGAAAUGUAACUCUGAAAUAAUAUUCAAAUGCAAUAGAUUACAUUCUAUCUCUUCAUCAUUAUACUUUCAGACUAAUUAUGUAGCUUAAUUUUAUUGCAGGGUUAGGUAACUCUUUUCUAACAAGAUCAAAUAUACAGAAAGUAGCUGGGUGGAAAUUUCAUGCCAGUUCACAAUUGGCAAUAGAAUACAAUGUAAGCAGUCCAGAAGUAGAUCUUAGCAAGGCUGUACAUAUUUAAAUGUGAAGCUGGAGUGACCACACCAUGUAAGAAAAUGGAGUUUCUGGAUCAUGAAAUUGUUAUUAGAAGUGAAAGAAAUUAUUUCAGUCCCAGAAAACUUUUUUUCUAAUCGGAAUUAAAAGUAAUUGGCAUCAAAUCACUUACUGAAGUUAAUUUUGUUUAGAGAACUUGAGUUAUUUAUAACUCUGGUCUGCAGUAGACAUCUGUGAAUUGUGAUUUUUCAGUUCGAAUCGAAUUCGAAUCGAAUUUCAAAAAAAUUCACGAGUUUCGAAUUUUUUUCGAAUCGAAUUUGGGAAUAUUUAUUAAAAUAACAUAGAUCAUAAAAAAUUUCUAACAUACCUCCUUUGAAAAACUUGUCUCAUAAUUCACAGUUUAAAUCAAGUAACUAAAAUUAAAGUGAGACUAUUUUGAAGAAGCACAACCAUAUUCUCAAAAAUUUAAAAAAAAAAUUAAAAA